AUGGCUGCCGAGCCCUGGGGAGCCAGUGAUCUGCCUAUAGGCUUUAUGGAAAGUGGAGGUCCUGCAGAGCUGCCGAGGGCCAGAGUGGAGGCCACUGGAGGUGUGUGGCCGUCUGAGGAGGUGAUGGCGCAUUACUGUCUGCGGAAACGUCACAUGUUCAAGGGUGCAGUGUGUGAGUUAGGAGGAGGUAUGACUUGUCUAGGUGGGCUCAUGGUUGCCAUUUGUGCUGACGUGAAGGAAGUUCUGCUAUCAGAUGGGAAUGAGAAGUCCAUUCAGAACGUUCGACGGCUGGUUGAGACAAACAGGCAAGCUGGAAAGUUCGGAUCAACACGUGUAUCGUCCAGGGUGGUGAGGUGGGACUGUGAGCUGGAUAUUUCAGCGCUGGAGGGUCACUUUGAUGUCGUCAUGUGUGCAGACUGUUUGUUUCUCGACCAGUACAGAGCCAGCCUGGUUGAUGCUAUAAGGAGAUUGCUGAAAGCCAACGGCAUGGCGUUGGUGUUCGCUCCGCUGCGAGGUGAAACCCUGAGACUGUUUUGUCAACUGGCCCAGCAGGCCGGACUCUCCGUCUCCCAACACCAGCAGUACGACGCUCAGGUCUGGGAUGUUCACUUAAAGAUGCUGAGAGAGGGAAAAGAAGCAUAUGACGAGAACAUCCACUAUCCUCUCCUCAUCACCUUGACCAAAGGACCUCAACCUGUCAGCCACACUCAGUAAAACCAAAACACGUGAGCCCUCAGCUGAACACAGUACCACUCCACAUGUUUGCAUAUUUAAGGAGAGCCGGUUGUAUUCUGACCCGCUACAUUUUAACCAUCUACCAUAUGCCAAAAAAAAAAGCUAUCAGUAUAGAAAACAGUCUCUCGGCCAGUCAGCCCUUUAACCAGUUGGCCAGUAAUCGUUGACCAAACACAUGAGCUCUAGUCGGCCAGUCGCUCAACCCCUCUGAGCUAACCGGCCAGGUAAUCAGCCAGUCCUCUGUCACGCAUCCAGUGACCUAAUUAACCAGUUAUCCAGCCAUCAUUCCAGCCAGUUAGUUGUUUGGGCGGUAAACUAGUUGCUCAGUCGGUCAGCUAAUUCCUCAGUCUGGCCUACUACAGGUGUCAGUUAUUCAGUCAGUUGACCCCCUUUAACCAGUCAGUAUUAACCUCUGCCACUGUGUUCCUGGCCUCAGCAUGGAGGCCAGCUUUAAUUCAUUAACUGUCACAGACUGUGGAGCGGCUCGCGGUUUCCUCUGUGUUUCCCCACUUUAAUUUCUUUUAAUACAACUCAUUCAUCCCAGUCAGAGGUCACUAUUAAGAGCUUCUUUUGUGCAUUACUUACAACAGUGCAUUAGCAUAUUAGGGCACGUUCAGACUGAGGAGCAAUUGUUGCUGCCCAGGAGCUACAGAUUGUAUAGUACACAGUGAUGCUGUCAACGGCAGCAGUCCCCGCUGCAUCACACUGUCGUUUAACUUCAUACAAAUCUGUUGUGGUUCUAAUCAGCACAACAGAAGCAUGAUCUGAUUCUAUGGUUCCAUCAGCGCUUCACUCCUGGUUUGUUAACAAAAAAAAAUGCAGCUGAUGAAAUUCCCGAGCACAGGUGUGUACCUGAGCCUCGGCUUCACUGUGUCCAGUAACGAACGUGGGGCCGACGAACUAAAAGUCAACCGUCUCACUGUUAACAAUCAGAUCCUGUGGCAGCUGCUAAACGCUGCUCGAAGCUCCGAGUCUGAACCUUCAGGAAGCCUGUUUGUGUCUGAAGAGACGACACGUGCACAAGUUGUGACGACACAAACAGGACCUUCCACAUUUACUGACAAGUGACCCCAAUACUGUGGACUUGAUAAAAAAAACGUAUGAUAUACUGUGUAACGUCUUUUGUGCUUCUAGCUGGUGUGCUUUGCUCAAAGUUCAUGCCUGCUGGGUCUAUUUUCACUGGAGCUGCUUGCAUCUUUGAAUGCGAUGUUCAUUUCUGUACUUGCCUAUAUUAGUAUAUUGACAUUUUAGAUCUUUCUUUUUCUUGAAUAAUUUUGCCUUUACAUGUACACAGCGAAACUAUAUUUUCCUGUCUGACUCUUUGAAGCAGGAGGAGGAUUGUUGUGGUUUUCUUUUUGCUGAUUUCUGCUAUUUAGAAAACACAAAUACAAAGAUGACAGCAAGUAAAAUGCAGCCACAGAGAAUCUAUUAAUGAACAUGAAUGUGCAUGUCAAAAAAAACAAACAAAAAAGGUCUCCAGAUAAUAUCUUAAAUGUGGCUGCUGGAAAAACAAUCUGCUUAAACUUCAGUGGACAUGAUUUCAAAUUGAUCAUAGUUUGAAAGUCCCUCAAUCUCCCAAUAACCUCAAUCAUCAAUCAGACCAAUUGCUUCUACGUUUUCCUCCCUCUUGCAGUUUUUUUUUAAUCAAAUCUACAUUUUUUUUCUUUUUAAACUAGCUGUAAUACUCAGGUCUUUCCUCAUGCAUUAGCUUGUUUCCUGUAUUUUUUCUUUGCGUUGUUAGAAUAACAGCAAGUGUCAGUGAGUGCCGCUAUAGCCUAAACUUGUACCUAUAGUGUACCUUGUAGGGUGUUUCCAUGUUUCACUGUGAUCCAUUGCUGUACACAACAGCCAAGAAGCUAUGCAGAAUCUCCCAGUGGCUGCUGUUUACAUUCCUCAUGCUAGAAAAGAAAAAAAAUAAUCCAGAAAAAAAAUAGUGUAACUUCUCAGAAAGGUACAUGAAGCCAGUACUGUCAGAGGUUUCAGUGCUUCGAGGAUUUAUAUUGCAUUGCGAAAAUGUUCCCCAUCGCAACGGUUUAGUACUUACUGUAUACAUUUGAUAUACGCGGGCUACUAUAUCCUCCCAACUGUGACUGUGUGCAGUGACCUCAUCACUGUCUGGUGUGACAUCGCUAACAGUAAUGCCAUUUUAUAAACACUCCAGCAUCGGGCAUCGCUGUUUUUUUUAAAACGCUGCUUCCCGCAACAUCACUGCCUCUAUCGGUGGCAACAUCUUCGCCCGGUGAACCGUCGACCUGCCGCGAUGUCACAGCUUCACAGCGGUGAUGCCGUCACUUCCCUCAUCGUGAUAUCAGUGCUUACUGCACACUGUACACCACUUCUCACUGUGACGACAGACAGUCCAGACAAACCCAGCGUCGCUCGCAGGUGGCCACGUGGUCUUUAUCUGGAUUUGCUGACUAAUAUCAUUAAUGGUGAGAAAUCUAACGGUUGGCGUGGAACACAGACGAGGAUCUGUGCCGCAGCUCGGGCUAUAACACAGGAGUGCUUUGUUUUGAUGGAUUUGUGUCACUGUAUUAUGGGAUGUCUCAGCUUGGUUAUGAUUUAGAAAAAUUCUUUAAAAAUGUUGCGGGCCAUGUCCACACUCAUUCAGAUCAGUUUCACUCAAUCAUCAAAAAAUAAAAGUCCAGUAAAACGGAUCAAACUGAAGCUGCUUCUGUAGCAUUUCUCCUGUGCAGGGGCAUUUAAACAAACAUUAAUGCACAGUUAUUAUGAAGCUUGAAGGCCCAGGUGUUCUUUUAAUAGCGUGGUUUCAUUUAAGAACAUUUUUUGAUUUGAAGAUUUUGAUGAAACAAGAAAGAUUGUCCAGUGAAAUAUUUCAGUGUUUGUCCGCUCCGGUGUGGACAUGGCCUCGUGUAGUGAGUUCCUUCAUUCAGUGUAUCAAAUCCCCUCUGCUUCACUGUAAUGAAAGUGGGUUGAAUGUUGUUCCUUUUUCAGUUUGUAGGUGGGUGAUAUUUUUGUGAAUGAAUAAAAGAAUUAAUUCUUAAAGAAA
This is a messenger RNA of Stegastes partitus (bicolor damselfish), 3745 nucleotides long. Its product is annotated as calmodulin-lysine N-methyltransferase-like. NCBI's taxonomy places the organism in Eukaryota, Metazoa, Chordata, Actinopteri, Pomacentridae. The record is from RefSeq and is a predicted model, not a curated record. The coding region runs from base 1 to 714 and encodes 237 amino acids. Gene Ontology annotation, molecular function: calmodulin-lysine N-methyltransferase activity. The transcript has 9 exons. Gene Ontology annotation, cellular component: cytoplasm.